Acanthoscelides obtectus is the source of this 351-nucleotide messenger RNA. The record is from the annotation of a GenBank genome assembly. NCBI's taxonomy places the organism in Eukaryota, Metazoa, Arthropoda, Insecta, Coleoptera, Chrysomelidae.
AUGUUGGCGAAAAAACUACGAAAAAUUCCGGAAUUUCAAAGAGAAUACUUGAUGCAUGAUAUUAACGAAAUGGUCCUCAGGGCAAUGCAUCCAUCUCAUGGUUCUGUCGCCACGCCAUCCUGUUCCAACGGACCACCUUCGAACUCAUCGCUAAUUUCCUUAUCGUAUUCUCGACCUACAUCUGCAAACAGCAAUAACUGUUCCUAUGCUUCAUCACAGGGUAUCAACGAGCAUGCCCAGGACCAAAUGGAAGAACACAUACAGGAAUCUGAUCCUAUCAGCCAAGCACUGUAUAUGACCUUUGGAGGAAAAACAGACACCAACUCGAAAACUACUCAUUUCAACAUGUAG